Molecule: messenger RNA, 1131 nt
Organism: Naumovozyma dairenensis CBS 421
Lineage: Eukaryota; Fungi; Ascomycota; Saccharomycetes; Saccharomycetales; Saccharomycetaceae
Exons: 1
Coding region: 1-1131 (376 amino acids)
Biological process (GO): signal transduction
Cellular component (GO): plasma membrane
Molecular function (GO): GTP binding; GDP binding; GTPase activity
Source: RefSeq, a predicted model, not a curated record
AUGUCUACUCUUUUACUAUACGAUUUCCAAAAAUACCCCAAACCAAGAUGUACUGACCUACAUACUGCCAGAAUAACAGUGAUGGGUGAUAACCAUUGUGGGAAAACAUCAUUGAUCUUCAGAUGGUUGACAAACGCUUUCCAACAAAUUGAAGAUGGAACAUAUCAGGAAGAUAUAUAUCAUAAGACAUUGAAUAUUGAAACAUUAUUAAAUGAUGAAUAUCCUUUAUCAACUACAAACACAAUAAAUUCAAUUACUACUGAUUUAGACUAUGAUUCCAUAUCAAAUGAACCUCAUCAUACGCUGACAGAUGAUUUACUGGAGUGUACCACUGAAACUCCACCUGAUAAACACGACACUUUACAUCACUUUCUUGCUGACAUUGCAAAAUCAAGGCAUGUAGGAAAACAAGAAAGCAACUACGAUACAAAUAAUACUGAAGAUACGGAAAAAAAGAAAGCAUCAAAUAGUCGCAAAAAUGCAUAUCAAACUCAUAAACAUUUUUUGAAUAGACCACAUAACAUUAAACUCCAAAUCUUGGAUAGUCAGCCACUUGAAAUUGCUGACUUUUCAGAAUUAAGAUCAAAGCAAAUUCAACAAUCAGAUGCAUUCAUUUUAUGUUUUGAUUCCACGAAUAGAGAAUCCUUCCAUGAUAUAAGAACAUAUCAGAGAAAGAUAGAAAGAGCAAGAGGGAUCGACGAUAAUAUUCCUAUUAUACUAUGCUGUACUAAAACUGAUAAAAUUAAUGAAAGAAAAGUUAGCCCCGAUGAGAUAAAGGAUUUGGUAUAUAAAUCCGGACUAGAUAUUAGGACCGAUUUCUUCGAAGUUUCCUCUAAGCAUGGUACAAAUGUCCAAAGUCUAUUAUUGACAACUUUAGUGAAAAUUGAAAAUUAUAAAUAUCAAGAAAGAAACAGAUUGAAAUCUAAAAAAUCAAAAUCAAAAUCAAAUUCCAACCAUAGUUCGAGGACUCAAUUACAUAAUCCUCCCGAUGACCAUGAACUGGUUGAGUCUAAGUUAUUACUCAACAAAAAUACAGGUUCGACCACGACACCCAUCGAAUCCACAAAUGGCUCAAGUACCAACCUGCUUGACGAGAAAAAAAUUCUAAAUCGACUGAUAAAAUCAUAUUAA